AUGGCGACGAGACAACGCGCUCUGCGAGCUUUACAGAAUUCAAGAUCAAGGCAUAUUCUGGCCCUAGUACCGGAAGAGAACGCUCCUUCUGAAAUUAGCGGGGAAUCGAGUUCUGAAAAUGAAAAGGAAGCAGAAGUGAUUAGACACUACGAACGUCACGACUCAGAGUCGUCUGAAGCUCCUUCAAUUACAUCUUCUCUGGCGGAACUUAACCUUUUGGAUUCCUCUGAUGAUGAGCAAAAUCCUAAUGAAUCUGCCUCACUUCUUGUGGAUUUUAAUCCUGAAGAAACAAAUCACGCUGAACAGCAACAACCUUUCAAUGACGUACCAUCUAUUAGUUCGUUGCCAACAUUGUCUCCUAUGUCAAACAUACCGUCUAUUACUCCGUCAUUCAUCAUUAAUCAGACGACAGGCCGGUCAAUAAAUUUAACUGUUGAAGAGUUACGAAGCUUCUUAGCUAUACAAAUUAUAAUGGGUGUAGUAUCUAUGCCAUCUUACUUAGAUUAUUGGUGUACCAAUACGCGCUAUCCAUUAGUCGCAGAUAUAAUGCCACUGAAGCGGUAUCAAGUUAUCCGAAGAUAUCUACACUUCGUGGAUAAUAAUGAGGCAAAUAGUGACCCAUACUUUAAAAUAAGGCCAGUUAUGGAAAAAAUUCGUCAAAACUGCCUAAAAAUUGAAGAAGAGUCCAGAUUCAGCAUUGAUGAAAUGGUUAUUCCAUACAAGGGCACCAAAGCAGGCAAGAAGCGUCAGUAUAAUCCCCGCAAGCCACGGAAAUGGGGUUUCAAAAACUUGGUUCGGGCUGGAGCGUCCGGGAUAAUAUACGACUUUUUUUUAUAUGCUGGUAAUGAUACAUUUGAAGAGUCUAAUUUUACAGCAGAGGAAGAAGGAAACUGUUGA
Messenger RNA from Spodoptera frugiperda (fall armyworm), 897 nucleotides. Its product is annotated as piggyBac transposable element-derived protein 2-like. Lineage: Eukaryota; Metazoa; Arthropoda; Insecta; Lepidoptera; Noctuidae. The transcript has 4 exons. The record is from RefSeq and is a predicted model, not a curated record. Bases 1 to 897 code for a protein of 298 amino acids.